AUGGCAGAGUUUGUCCAGAAAGAUGUGGUCUGGAUUCACACUACAGAGGAAAACAAUGAAUGCAAGCAAUGUGGGAAAACCUUUCAUGAAUUCUCCAGUCUCACUAGACACAUGAGAACUCACACUGGGGAGAAGCCAUAUAAGUGCAAGGAAUGUGGGAAAGCCUUCAUUUAUCCCUCAAUCUUUCAAAGGCAUGUGCAAAUGCACACAGGAGAAAAGCCAUAUAAAUGUAAGGAAUGUGGAAAAGUCUUUAUUUAUCCUUCAGUCUUUCCAAGACACAUGAUAACACACACUGGAGAGAAGCCUUGUGAAUGUAAGUCAUGUGGGAAAAGUUUCUGGCAUCCCUACUCCCUCUCUCAACAUAUAAAGAGUCACACAGGGGAGAAAACCUAUAAAUGCAAGCAUUGCGGUACAGCCGUCCCAGAGAUCACCAGUCUUACCAGACACAUGAGAACUCAUACUGGGGAGAAGCCAUAUAAGUGUAAGGAAUGUGGGAAAGCCUUCAGUUAUCCUUCAACCUUCUGAAGACAUGUGAUAACACACACUGGGAAGAAGCCCUGUAAGUGUAAACAAUGUGGAAAACCCUUCAGUUAUUCCCAUUCCCCCAAGUCCUUCCAGGGGCAUGUGAGAACCCACACUGGAGAGAAACCUUACGAGUGCAAACAGUGCGGGAAAGCCUUCAGUUGGCCCUCAACCUUUUGAGAACAUGUGAGAAUUCACACUGAAGAGAAACUGUAUAAACGUAAAAAUUGUGGGCGAGCCUUCACUUCUUCCAAAUCCUUCCAAGGCCACGUGCGGACCUACACCAGAGAGAAGCCUUAUGAAUGUACACAAUGUGGGAAAGCCUUCAGCUGGUCCUCGUCCUUACAGAAGCACUUGAGGAUGCACACGGGAGAGACACCCCAAUGUAAACAGUGUGGGAAAGCCUUCAAGUGGCCCUCAUCCUUUCGAAACUAUGUGAGGAUGCACACUGGGUAG
This is a messenger RNA of Puma concolor (puma), 978 nucleotides long. The record is from RefSeq and is a predicted model, not a curated record. NCBI's taxonomy places the organism in Eukaryota, Metazoa, Chordata, Mammalia, Carnivora, Felidae.